CACUUCCUCUUCAGCGGCGGCGACCAAGCAACGCUGUUUCUUCCUCAGCCCGUGCCGCCCCGCUUCCGGUUAUGCCUGCUCCCUUUCCGCUCAGGCUGAGCUGGAGGCCGGUCCUCGGCCAUGGUGCGCUUCCUGCAUAUCCAGAACCGGCAGCGAGCGCCGCUGACCCUCUGCGGAGACUGCCCCGCCGUGCAGGCUGAAGCAUCGCCAUAUUCUCUCGUUGACAUCUGCUUGAAUGCCUUAGUUGCAGAUUUGGAAAAAUUCUGUGUAGAAAGGCCAGAUGGGUCAUUGUGCCUCAAAGAAUCUGAACGGCUUCCUCAAGAAGUGGCUGAUCGAUUGCUACAGAUAAUGGCAUAUCGAGAGCUGCUUAAUGAUGGCACAGUGGGCAUCUUCCGGGGAAACCAAAUGCGUUUGAAGCAGGCUUGUAUCCGCAAAGCAAAAAUCUCAGCCCAGUCCUUUAAGAAGGCCUUCUGUCAUCAUAAACUAGUUGAACUUGAUGCUGCAGGAAUGAAUGCUGCUGUUACUAUUACGGAUGUGGUGCAUGGACUGGGCAGCAGUACUUGGAUCCAGAACAACCUUCAGUGCCUUGUUUUAGACUCAUUAACUCUUUCCUCUACAAAUCCGUAUGAAAGGUGUUUUAGUCAGUUAUCUGGUCUUCGCUCUCUGAGCAUUACAAAUGUCCUUUUCCACAAUGAAGAUCUAGCUGAGGUUGCUUCUCUGCCAAAAUUAGAAAGCUUGGACAUAUCCAACACUUCUGUUACAAAUAUAACUGCCCUCCUUGCUUGCAAGAAUCAACUGAAGUCUCUAACUAUGCAUAGUCUGAAAUGCUUGAAAAUGUCUGCCCCAGCGUUCUUAGCUGUAAUAAGAGAACUGGAACAUCUGAUCCAUCUUGAUAUCUCAGUUGAACAGCAUUCCACAUCAACCAUUCCCUGUCGUUUGCUAGAGCAAAAAGACAUUCUUCCCAAUCUUGUGUCUCUCGAUAUUUCUGGAAGUAGGAACAUUACAGAUGAGGCUGUGGAAGCAUUUGUCAGACAACAUCCAAGAAUGCGUUUUGUGGGAUUGCUAGGAACUGAAGCUGGAUACACAGAGUUCCUUUCAGGAGAGGGAGCCUUGAAGGUAUCGGGAGGAGAAAAUGAAAUGCAGAUUUCAGAAGCCUUGAAACGCUACAGCGAAAGAGCAUGUUUUGUGAAGGAGGCUUUCUUUCAUCUUUUUACUCAGACAUGUUUUCUGAGAAUUACAAAACCUGAAAUUCUAAAGCUUGUGAUUAUUGGAAUGAGAAACCACCCUUUGGACUUGGCAGUACAGUUGACUGCGAGUGCCUGUGCCCUCAACUUAACUAGACAAGGCUUAGCAGCAGACAUGCCGGUUCGUCUGCUCUCCAAUGUAAUCCAGUUGUUGCUAAAAGCUAUGGAAACAUUUCCUGAACAGCAGCAGAUUCAGAAAAACUGUCUUCUUUCAUUAUCCAAUGUCAGGAUUUUGCAAGAUGUUCCAUUUAACAGCUUUGCAGCUGCCAAAUUUGUUGUUCAGUGGUUGUGUAAUCAAGAAAAUCAACAUAUACAAAGGAUUGCAGUUAAUAUUAUCUCUAUCCUGGCACUUAAGCUUUCUGAUGAACAAGCAGCACAACUUACGUCAGAGUUCUACAUUGUAGUUGGGAAACUUCUUGAAAUAAUUGAACAGAAAACCAAUCAGAUUGAAUUGGAUACAACUUUCCAUUUUACGCUGAGUGCCCUUUGGAAUCUCACAGAUGAAUCUCCAACGACCUGCCGUCACUUCAUUGAUAACAAAGGAUUAGAACUUUUCAUGAGAGUUUUAGAGACAUUUUCUUCUGAUUCUUGUAUACAGCACAAAGUCCUUGGCCUUCUGAAUAACGUAGCAGAAGUGAGAGAGCUACAUCCCAGGUUAAUGCAGAAGGACUUCAUAGAUCAUGUCAAUGGAUUGCUGAGCAGUGCUGAGAUGGAAGUUGGUUACUUCUCAGCUGGGAUUAUUGCCAAUUUGCUGUCAAGAGGUGAACAAGCCUGGACAUUGAGUCAGACAUUGAGAAGAUCCCUUAUUGAAAAACUGCAUUCAGUCCUCUUGAAGUGGCCAACUCCAGAAUGCAAGAUGGUAGCGCUUCCAGCUUAUAGAUCCCUCAGAGCUUUCUACCCAUUGCUAGACUGCUUUGCUUUACCUGGUGUACAGAUAUGGGCAGCAUGGGCCAUCCUGCACAUCUGUUGCAAAACCCCUGCCAGGUACUGUGCCAUGUUAAUAGAAGAGAAUGGACUACAGCAUUUAUAUAACAUCAAAGAAAAUGAUCAAAGUGAUCCAGAUGUCCGGUUUCUAACAACUGAGAUACUAUCUUAUGUGAACACUCACAUGAAAUAUUAUGGAAAAUCUAAACACCGAAAGGAGCUGCACACCAAAGCAAAUGGAUAACAGAGGGCACAACUGAACCUUUAUCCUGUAGUGUUCACAAGGUGUGCUGGCGAUUUCUGACCCAGAUGGCCUUUCUUGUAAGAUCUGAAGAUGCUUGUAUGCUGCACACACCUGGAAGUUUACAAAUUGCUUCAGGGGAAAUAAGGUCCUAAACAAAACUACUCAGUAGUUUUGCGGGACAAACUUAAGCCUGACAUUUGCAGACAGUCAGUUUCAUAGCGGCAGUCUCAAGGUCAAGGACAUCACAAAGCUUUAAAACUGUUUCUUCUCCCGCAAGUAAUCCCCAAAAAUGGGGUCCUCUUCCAUCAUUAGCUUUGUUCUAUCAACAGCUGAAUAAACAGUAGUGUUUAUAACUGCUGAGCAAAAAUAAACAUUGGCAUAAUCUAA
Anolis sagrei ordinatus is the source of this 2799-nucleotide messenger RNA. RefSeq names its product protein zyg-11 homolog B-like. NCBI's taxonomy places the organism in Eukaryota, Metazoa, Chordata, Lepidosauria, Squamata, Anolidae. Gene Ontology annotation, cellular component: Cul2-RING ubiquitin ligase complex. The record is from RefSeq and is a predicted model, not a curated record.